Messenger RNA from Phytophthora infestans T30-4, 878 nucleotides. RefSeq lists its product as uncharacterized. The transcript is spliced from 5 exons. The record is from RefSeq and is a predicted model, not a curated record. Bases 249 to 878 code for a protein of 209 amino acids. NCBI's taxonomy places the organism in Eukaryota, Oomycota, Peronosporomycetes, Peronosporales, Peronosporaceae.
CACGCAUGGGACUGACCGAGUUGCCGAGUGAUCUACUGGCGGCGACGCUGCAGUUUGCAGACCAUACGACGCUACUGCAUCUCGAGACUGUGAGCCGCCACUUGCGAGACAGCAUCGUCCAGCGUGAUUCCUGGCGAGUUCUAGCGCAGCGUGUGGCUCUGUAUGCGAUUGACUGCAGCGAACGAAGUUCUGCGGACUGGAAACGCUUGACGCUGCUGACGUAUCACCCCGUGAGCGAGGAACUGUCGAUGCUGCGACGAGUAAGAGAGUGUUCGUCCGUGGAUCACUCGAAUGAGUCAGCAGAAAACACGUUGACGAGGUCGAACUGUGGCGUUGGGGUGUCUGUGCUGUCCAAUACGGUAGUGGUCGACGAUCCUUUGGCCUUUGAGGCUAUCGCCAAGAGACUCCAGCUGGACUGUGGCUGUGCUAGAGGACAACCGUGUUACUGGAGCAGUGCCUCGACGUGGGGGUACAAGACGACAGAUUAUCUGGACUACACGUUGUGGGAAAACUGCCUGGUGAACAGUGUGCAGCUGGUACCGUACCGGGUUUUCUGGUAUCCUGGCAGCCCCACGUACUCGCCGAGACGAAUAUCCUUCGCUUUGUAUGAGCUGGGAGAGGACGGAGAGAUCGAUACGUUGGUCUACGAGUCCAUGACUUUCAGUGCUGUCAAAGAUAUGAAGAUGCAAAGCUUCGAGCUUCCGUUGCGGGUUUUUCUCUCACGAGGCGUCUUGCGAUUGAAUUUGUUCGACCGACAGGAAGAUAUCGGUCUCGAUGUGGCUCAGUGGAUGCAGGAGAAUGACUUGCCUCCGUACUACACGUGCUUGAGUUAUGUGGGUGUCACGGGACUUCUGGAGAUUGGGACACAACAGGAGUAG